ACUUGAAGGAAAUAAAAAUUCAUUGAUUCAGCUAUACAGAUGAUGAUUAGGUUUCUACAGGCAUUUACGGUAUAUUCACAAAAUAAUUUUCCUGCAGGGAUCAUUGGAUCAGACACUUGUUGUCCCCGCCUCACUCUGACUCCUUCCCCCCUCUAAGUGCAACAUUACAGGCAGCCAGAGGAAGUGCUCGGAUACCUUGCUGGCUGCUGCUGUGUGAAGCAGAGAGAUGGACAGCGGCACGAAGACAAAUAGCAUCGCCCUUAUCUAUGGAGCGUUCUGCCUUUCACUGGGACUUGUUCGUAUCAAUGGCCAGAGCGUCGGCACCCAAUGGACUACAGAGAAAAAUUCCCAUCGCCCUGUCGUUUUACGCACUUCUGAUAUCCAAAGAGUUGUGUCCCAAACAGAUGUUACUCAGAUGUUGCAGACUGAUAUGAAACCCAUGCUGAUCGAAAGGUAUGCUGGAUCCCCAGGAAAUUAUGCCGUUCGCCAGCACAUCAAACAACGCCUACAAAACCUUCAGGCUGGAUGGAUAACAGAGGAAGAUACAUUUGAAGCACCAACACCUUAUGGUUAUAUUACAUUCUCCAAUAUAAUCAGUACUUUGAAUCCCUCUGCUAAGAGACAUCUGGUGCUAGCUUGUCAUUAUGAUUCCAAAUACUUCAGUCCACAAUGGGAUGGAAGAAUAUUUGUGGGAGCUACAGACUCAGCUGUUCCAUGUGCAAUGAUGUUAGAGUUAGCAAGAGCUUUAGAUUCUUCUCUUCAGCAACUGAAGAAGAAACAAAAUGCAAAGCUAGAUCUUUCACUUAAGCUAAUUUUCUUUGAUGGUGAAGAAGCAUUUCAGCGAUGGUCAAUGUAUGAUUCUUUGUAUGGUUCUAAACAUCUGGCUCAAAAGAUGGAAGCCACUUCUCACCCACUAAAUGCAGAAAACACAAAUCAACUUCAAGGAAUUGAUCUCUUCAUUUUACUUGAUCUAAUUGGAACUGCAAAUCCAGUCUUUCCAAAAUAUUUUCAAAUAACUGCUCGAUGGUUUAACCGACUACAAGCUAUUGAAAGGAGACUCCAUGGGCUUAAUUUACUAAAGGAUCAUGCUUCUGAGGUCCAGUAUUUUCAAAGUGGUUUUCGUGCACGACCAGUAGAUGAUGACCAUGUGCCAUUUUUACAAAGAGGUGUUCCAAUUCUACACCUUAUUCCUUCCCCAUUUCCAGAUGUAUGGCAUACAAUGGAUGACAAUGAAGAAAACCUUGAUUUUGCAACUAUUGACAACCUUAAUAAAAUUCUACAAGUGUUUGUGCUAGAAUACCUUAAUAUAUGAUUUGUGCACAACACAGAGUAUCUGAUGUAUUUGGUUCAAAGGAGCACAGCGUGUUAUAAGAUAUAAUAAAAUGGUAUAUUAAAAUGUAUAUAAUGUAAACAUUCCAUCUUAUAAUUUGCUGGUGCAUUUUUUUUCUCAAAAUGUUUAGCUGUAAGCAGAAUGUUUUAUAUCAUAUUUAGGACAGAAAUUGUAAAGAAGGAUGGAGUUUUCCAACAAAUUCCUGUAAUGCAGACAUUUGUUUGUGAGUAUUCUCAUAGAGACAAUGAAACUUAUUUAACCACUGUGUUCCAUUAAAUAUACAGCAAAAUCAUUUUGAAAAACCUUUUGAAAUAGCUAUUAAGGUUUAAAGGAACAGUAACGUCAAAAAGUAAAAGUGUUUUAUAGUAAUACAAAUAUAAUGCAGUGUUGUCCUGCACUGGUAAAACUGCUGUGUUUGCUUAAGAAACACUACUAAUAUGUAUAUAAAUAAGCUGCUGUGUAGCAAUGGGGGCAGCCAUUCAAAGGAGAAAAGGCUCAGGUUAUACAGAAGAUAGCAAAUAAGCUUUGUCAAACUAAUGGUGUUAUCUAUAAUCCAUUAGUUAACCUGUGCCAUAUAGCCAUUUUUCAAUUUCCGCCAUUGCUCCACAGCAGCUUGUUUAUAUGAACUAUAGUAGUGUUUCUGAAGCAAACACAACAGUUUUACCAGUGCAGGGCAACAGUACAUGAUAUUUUCAUUACUUUAAAACACUUACAUUUUUUGGUGUUACUGUUCCUUUUGUGAUACACGGUAUCAAGUAGUGAUAGGUGUAAAGGGACUGGACUUGCUGAGUGAGCUUUACCACUCAUCUGAGUGGCUGCACAUAAGUGAAUUUUUUUCAAGAUUACUCAGCAAGUUCAGUUUAUUUACACAUAUCUCUACAAGAUAUUGAACCCUCUGAAAUAUCUUGAAGAUGGUAAAUGUUGACCAUUAGGCAUUCAGUGCUUCCUCAGUUUACUGCCAUCUUGAAACACAGGUCAAAGCAGGCAUUAACAGUGGGUGGAAUUAUAUACAGGUUGACAUGUAACUGAAAUUGUUUAAAUUUAAUGCACAUUUGUUAAGAGUGGCACAAUAAAUGGGUAUAAAGAA
Xenopus laevis (African clawed frog) is the source of this 2417-nucleotide messenger RNA. RefSeq names its product glutaminyl-peptide cyclotransferase L homeolog (gene qpct.L). Gene Ontology annotation, cellular component: extracellular region. The transcript is spliced from 7 exons. Gene Ontology annotation, molecular function: glutaminyl-peptide cyclotransferase activity; zinc ion binding. Bases 227 to 1312 code for a protein of 361 amino acids. The record is from RefSeq and is a predicted model, not a curated record. NCBI's taxonomy places the organism in Eukaryota, Metazoa, Chordata, Amphibia, Anura, Pipidae.